Molecule: messenger RNA, 1089 nt
Organism: Prorocentrum cordatum
Lineage: Eukaryota; Dinophyceae; Prorocentrales; Prorocentraceae
Source: the annotation of a GenBank genome assembly
AUGGGCCGCGUGGCAGAGUGCGAGCAGGAGGAGCCCCUGGCGCUGCCCGUGUCCAUCACCCUCAGCCGCGGGAGCUUCGAAGCCCACGUGCGCGGCCAUUCCUUCCAGUGUUGGGAGGAGCUGGUGCGUGCGCUGCCUGGGGGCAUGGCGCCCCAGGGCGCCAGCCUGACCUCCGUGAAGGUGGACCCGCUGCAGAUUUUCGCCAUGGUCGCGACGCUGCUGAUGCAGAUCGGCAUGUGGGGCAUGGUGGCGUACUUCACGUGGCAGAACCUCGUCGCGGGGAUCGUGCUGACCUCUGCCUACGGCGUCGCCCUCUGGCUCUGCAUCGACCGCCUCGCGCCGCAGAUGGCAGGUGUGCUGUGGCCCAACCUCCCGACCAUAGUGGGCGCCGUCGGCCUGCAGGUCUCGAUUGCCCAGGGUGGCUUCGAGCACUUCCCUCCCUCCCCGCUGAAGCUAUUCUGUUUCACCAUCGUCCCAGCAUCCGCGGCGGCGGUCUUCUUUAUGAGGAAGCUCCCAGAGGAUCCAUACCGCGCCGUCCUGGUGACGAACCUGUUCGUGGGGAUCUGGUCGGGCAACCUGGCCCUGGUGGCGUCACUUGGCCCCGGCGAAGCCUUCGUGUGGCGCUGGUCCGCGGGCAGCCUGUUGGCGUGCGGGGCCGCGGCCAUCGGCGCCGCCGUGGCGCUGUCCCGCUCCCCACGGAAGUGGAGCUCCGUGGAGCUCGUCACGUGGACCCUGUGCGUGGGGUGCUCGGCGGUGACGGUGGCCCUGCCGCACCUGCUCUUCCUUGGCCUGCCCGACGACUACGACCCGGUGUACGAUCUCUUCGGCUGGGUGGUCGUCUCCACCGUCAGCGCCCUGUUCGCCGUCUUAGGCCUCAGGCUCGGCCGCACGCUCCCGGUCCUCCUGAGCGCCUUGGGGCUCUUCGCCGUCUGCGUGCGACUCAGCACCGCGGCGGCCGCCCACGCGGGGGACAGCGCCACCGCGGGCUUCUGCACCUUCGGCGGCCUCGGGCUCCUCACUGUGGUGCUUGCCCAGCGCCUCCUGACCGGCAGCAACGUCCUCACCAGCGCCCAGGACAAGCUUCUGUGA